This is a messenger RNA of Ananas comosus (pineapple), 2030 nucleotides long. Its product is annotated as RING finger protein 44-like. Bases 402 to 1838 code for a protein of 478 amino acids. Gene Ontology annotation, molecular function: ubiquitin protein ligase activity. NCBI's taxonomy places the organism in Eukaryota, Viridiplantae, Streptophyta, Magnoliopsida, Poales, Bromeliaceae. The transcript has 7 exons. The record is from RefSeq and is a predicted model, not a curated record.
UUUCCCCUUUUUAUUCCCCUCUCUCACCCCCAUCGUCCUCGCCAAAAUCCCCCCUUUUUCCCCCAAAUCCUACUCCCGAAUCCCCAAAUCCCCUCUCCCAACCCUCGAAUCGAAGCAAUUUCGGAGAUCCGCGGCGCAAUCGGAGGCGAUCCCGAGCUCCCCGAGCACGAAUUCCGAUUCCUUUCCUCGCUCGGUUAAUUUCUCGGUUUGGUGCAUUGUGCAAAUAUCCUCUGUUUGCUUUUUAUUCUUGGGAUAUGCAAGCAUGGAUGCGCUAGACGGAGAGACAUCUUGGUGAUGAUCUAUCGCUCGCCAGAUCUCAGAGAUGACAAUCAACUAUUAUCACAGAGUUUGAGCAGUCUUCACAACUAAUCUCUGGUGUCCAAAGAGCAGUAUUUUAACAUAUGGCAUACAGAAACAUUAUCUGCACUCAUCAAAUUUCUGGACUUGAACCUGAGGAAGGCCACACGCAAGGAAACCCUAUUGAUUUCCCGAACAGAAGCGCACCACUUUCCAUAUCAGCAAGCAAUGCUUCGAAUAUUGAAAUCCAACAUUACCGAAGUUAUCACAAUAGAACUAUGUAUCCUGGCAACCAGUAUAAUUAUAUUCCGAAUUGCCACCCAAUUCCAAAUCUAGAUGUGGGUUCUUCUCUGACUUCCAACUUCUACAACCCUCACAUUGGGCCCUCAUCUUCGAGCAGAGUUUUCGCUAUACCAUCUCCCAUUGAGCACCAAGCUAUUGUUGCUGCUAAUAUGGAUGGGUUUGGAAGAAACGGUAAUUUGGUGGAAAGUGCAAGAGAAUCUAGCAAGAGGAAAAUCAUGGAAUCUUUUCCAGGAAACUAUUGUGCUUUUAAUGGAUUUCCGAGCUCAAGUUCAUCCUCUUACGAAUCUGAUGUUCCUUCACCAAAUGCUGCAACUUUUACCCCAUUAGAAUAUCGAGGAGGUGAAAAUAUACAACCCCCUGAGGAAUAUUCUAGAACUGUGAGGGACCUUCCUAUUGUGCAUCAUAAUAACUACUUGUCUCCAGCAAAUUACGGGGGGCAGUCAUUCCAGCCUUCGACUAAUACAUGGGUGGCUCAGAAUGGGAACACUAUGUCUCAUGGAGGAAUGCAUUGGAAUUACGUUAAUGGAACCAGUGAUGUGCAUGGUAGCCUACAUCAUGGAUCAAUACCUUAUUUUCAUCAAAAUCAGCCACCUCUACAAAGUAUGCAACCUCAUGGUCUUGUCCAUCAUACUGAUAUGCCUGCCAAUUACCAGCACCCUUUCCAUAACUUGCUCAUCGGAGGUUUAAAUCCUUCGAAUAGUGGUCCUCAUUUAGGUCACAGAUUCCCACCUUUUCCAUCCAAUGCUGAACAUAUUUAUAGAAAUCCUUGGCAUCUAAUUCAGGGAAAUGCUGAAUUCAACCGUGGAAGUGUGAGGAUGGUGCCAUCAGAGCAUGCUGCUUUUGCGGAGUUCUCUGGAGUUGAUGAGCACAGAGACAUGCGAUUGGAUAUAGACAGCAUGACUUACGAGGAGCUUCUAGCUUUGGAAGAACAAAUAGGAGACGUCAAUACUGGCUUGACAGAGGAAUUCAUCUUGAAGAACUUAAGGACUAGUAAAUACAUUCCAUGGUUGAAACCAUCACUCUCGGAUAAAGAGUCCAAAUCUGAUCGAGAGAAUGAAGCUUGUGUUAUAUGCCAGGUGGAGUACAAGGAGAGAGAAACCAUAGCAACCCUCAACUGCGGCCACAAGUACCACCGCACCUGCAUCAAACAAUGGCUGCUGUUAAAGAACCUGUGCCCGAUUUGCAAAGUAUCGGCUUUAUCGAUAGAUAGCAGGGAGGGUCGAGGGUGUUUAGAGUAAUUAUUAUCAUUUCUCCGUUGCGAUGGCGAGCAAUUCCGUUCGAUUUUUGUAAAUAGCGAUGAUAGAUUAUGCUGUUCCCUUCCUAUUACAGCCCUGUAACUCUUCUACCCCUUCGUUGUGAAAAAUUUAAACCUGCUUUCCAUGAAACUGUAUAGAUACAAGUUGAAACAUUUUGUUGAAAAUGUAGAAUAA